This is a messenger RNA of Helianthus annuus (common sunflower), 813 nucleotides long. RefSeq names its product probable inactive protein kinase DDB_G0270444. The coding region runs from base 1 to 813 and encodes 270 amino acids. Lineage: Eukaryota; Viridiplantae; Streptophyta; Magnoliopsida; Asterales; Asteraceae. The record is from RefSeq and is a predicted model, not a curated record. The transcript is spliced from 4 exons.
AUGGAGAUUACUGGGAAACAAUCGUUAGGUGGUGCAUCAACAAAACUUGGAUUUGACAAAUCCAAAAUCCUUCCAGAAGAAGAUCGUGUUUUAACAGCUCAUGGAAGAAAAGCUUUAAAAAACCAACAUUGUGUUCUUGGUGCUGAAAUUAAAGAUGAAAACAAAGAAGAAAAAGCCAUAGCUGAGAUCAAAGAGAAAACCAGAGAAGAAAUUCUAAGUGAGAAAACAGACAGAGAAAUAAGGAUUGCAAGGAACAGAAUUGACGAAAUGCAACAAGAAUAUGAAAAGGCUGUCAGUUACAAAAGAUGGGAUAAGAAGCAAGAAUGUUAUGUCAAUGGAGAUGGUGAACAAGUUGUUCCAAAGAAGGAAAUAGUUUUUGAUGAUGUUCUUCUGAAGAAGGAUGAAGAGAGAGUGAAGAAGAAUGUUGAAGAAAUGGUGAACAAUAUGAAGAAAGCUGCUGGAGAGGUUAAAACUGAAGUUGUUGAAGUUGAGAUUGUGAAAGAUGAAGCUGUGAAAGUGGAGAAUGUGAAGAUACAUGAGGAAGAUAAGGUAAAAGAAGUUGAGAAAGCUGUUACUGAAGAGCAGCAAGUUGUAGAAGAUGAGGAGAAAACUGAAAGUUUGACUGAGGUAAAGAUUGAAACCUUGAAGUCUGCUAGUGAUAAAGGUACUGGUGAUGAGAAGAAGGAAGAGCUGAAGCAGACAGAGGCAGCUGAAAACACCGAAGUGCUCAACGAAAUCAAAGAUUAUGAGAAUGGAAGUUGGAGCAGCCUGACACAACGAGAUGAGGAGGUUGCUGAAUCCUGUGUUGGUUGA